Messenger RNA from Gorilla gorilla gorilla (western lowland gorilla), 4738 nucleotides. RefSeq names its product transmembrane protein 140 (gene TMEM140). The transcript has a single exon. The coding region runs from base 1 to 648 and encodes 215 amino acids. Lineage: Eukaryota; Metazoa; Chordata; Mammalia; Primates; Hominidae. The record is from RefSeq and is a predicted model, not a curated record.
AUGAGCUUGUCUGGACAAGGGAACAAGCGAGGGAGAGAUGGACUGACUGCUGUGACUUCCCCGCAGGUCCCCCCGCAGAGGGCAGUAGAGAUGGCCGGCCCAAGGCCUCGGUGGCGUGACCAGCUGCUGUUCAUGAGCAUCAUAGUCCUCGUGGUUGUGGUCAUCUGCCUGAUGUUAUACGCCCUUCUCUGGGAGGCUGGCAACCUCACUGACCUGCCCAACCUGAGAAUCGGCUUCUACAACUUCUGCCUGUGGAAUGAGGACACCAGCACCCUACAGUGUCACCAGUUCCCUGAGCUGGAAGCCCUGGGGGUGCCUCGGGUUGGCCUGGCCCUGGCCAGGCUUGGCGUGUAUGGGGCCCUGAUCCUCACCCUCUUUGCCCCCCAGCCUCUCCUCCUAGCCCGGUGCAACACUGAUGAGAGAGCGUGGCGGCUGGCAGUGGGCUUCCUGGCUGUGUCCUCUGUGCUGCUGGCCGGUGGCCUGGGCCUCUUCCUCUCCUAUGUGUGGAAGUGGGUCAGGCUCUCCCUCCCAGGGCCUGGGUUUCUAGCUCUGGGCAGCGCCCAGGCCUUACUCAUCCUCUUGCUUAUAGCCAUGGCUGUGUUCCCUCUGAGGGCUGAGAGGGCUGAGAGCAAGCUUGAGAGCUGCUAAAGGCUUAUGUGAUUGCAAGGGUUCAGUUCCAACCAUGGUCAGAGGUGGCACACCUGCUCAGCCAUCUCAUUUUAUAGCUAACGCUGAUCUCCAGCUCCAGCGAUGGAACCCACUACAGAGGAGGUGGGGCCCCCGUGUCAAAGAGGCCGAGGGGCAGCAAGGGCAGCCAGGGCACCUGCGGCUUCUUAGUAUAAGACUGUCUGUCCUUCAGGACUUCCAAGGCUCCCAAAGACUCCCUAAACCACACAGCUCAUUGUCACACCAAUUCCUGCUUUAAUUAAUGGAUCUGAGCAAAUCUUCCUCUAGCUUCAGGAGGGUGGGGAGGGAGUGAUUGCUGUCAUGGGGCCAGACUUCCAGGCUGAUUUGCCAAAUGCCAAAAUGAAACCUAGCAAAGAACUUACGGCAACAAAUGAGGACAUUAAAAGAGUGAGCACCUCAGUGUCCCUGGGGGCAUGGUUAAGGAGCUUCCACUCAGCCCACCAUGGUGAGUGGGCUGCCAUAAGCCAUCACUGGAACUCCAACCCCAGAGGUCCAGGAGUGAUCUCUGAGUGACUCAACAAAGGCAGGACACAUGGGGUACAAAGACAAGGCUUGACUGCUUCAAAGCUUCCCUGGACCUGAAGCCAGACAGGGCAGAGGCGUCCGCUGACAAAUCACUCCCAUGAUGAGACGCUGGAGGACUCCAAAUCCUCGCUGUGAAGAGGACUGGACGGUUGCGCACAUACAAACGCUGCCACCCUCCACUUCCCAACCCAGAACUUGGAAAGACAUUAGCACAACUUACGCAUUGGGGAAUUGUGUGUAUUUUCCAGCACUUGUGUAUUGGAAAACCUGUGUGGCAGUGAUUUAUUCAUAUUUUCCUGUCCAAAGCCACACUGAAAACAGAGGCAGAAACAUGUACUCUGGUGUGAUCUCUUGUCCUCAGUGUCUCUUCUGGGCUCCUGUCCCUCUUGCUUUAUAGCUAGCUGCCCGGGGACCAAGGUACAGGUGAAAGCAAGGUAGCAGCUUGCGGGAGGAGGCCUGUCUGGCUUACCAGUCUAUACACUGUGGCCUCAACCUCCCAGACAGGGCAGAGAACUGUGGGCAGCUCGUUUGCUUUCUAGGCUGGCUGGAGAGGUGGGAGCUCAUUGAUAGACUCAUGAUGGAAACUAUUUUUGAAACAGGCUUCCUCCUUCAGGAGAGAUCAUGCGGACUAAACUGUAGCAAUUCCAGUGCACCUGGCAGUGAUCCUUUUCUUUGCAAAGUACUGUCUCUUUGGUUCCAGUAAGUUGGACCACCACAUGACAUCGUUUUCCCUGGAACCUGGUCACUGACUAACACAGACAAUUGGGAUUCCAGAGCCUCAAGAGCCGGGAGAGGGCACAGUACAUACAGAGGGAGUCGAAUGGGAUCUCAUUUUGAGUCCUGCCUUCCGCACACUCAGAACGGCAGCCCCAAGGCCUGGAGUGUCCAGGGGCUUCUGGCCUGAGGUGAAUCUGCCAGGCCCAAGAAGGCACAAAGGUAGGAGCACAGAGAGCCCCAUUCCCACAGGCAGGCGGCCCAGCAGCACCAGUGGAAGCUCAGCUGUCCUCCAGCUGCUCUCGGCAGACAGUUCAGUGCACAGUUUACGCCCUAGCUGAAAAAGAUCUCCCGGACGUAUUUCAGCACAUCCUCUUCCUCCUCCUCCUCAGGGCUCCUGCUACAGGCAGAGCUGGAACCCCCCGGCCUCUGGGAAGGGCUGAGGCCUGGAGCCAGUGCCUGUUUCCCACUGUCCUCUUCCUCACUGCUGCUCCCAGAACUUGUGUGAGGUGACACGGAGCCGGGAGGGGAGUGCUCUGGGUUAUCAGCCCCCGCCAGGGCCGGCUGCUCGCAGGCCUUUUCCUGUUUGCGGCUCUGUGGAGUACGGGAAAACGCAGGCUCAACGUACGUGUUUUAUUUCUCUAACAUGCUGAUCUGUCAGUAACGCAGGAUGCAUCUAGAAGCAACUACAAAGCCAAUGUGACCAGGCCAGGCAAUGUGCCCAUAUCCUGAGCACCCACCCUCUCUUCACCCCACUCCUUCCCCUGACCCCCUCUUCACAGCUCUUGAAGAAACCAGAACCCACUCAGGAGAGAAGCAAGCAAAGGCAUAAGGAUUAGCUGAGGGGAAAGGAAAAAGAAAUGGAAGAAACAUGUCUAGAAAGGCCGGUGACAGAACCCAGGAUACAAAACCUUGGUGUGGGCCCAUGCCUUAGCACUAGGAAAAGUCCCACACCACAGGGUUAUUGCAAGGCUAAAAUGACAUAACGCAUGCUUUCAAGGCACCUGGUAAACUGUAGAAUGCUGUGCAACUCUGAGGCACUGCAAUUAUUACUGCAGGAAGCCAGGAAGCUCAGCAUCCUCUGCUCAGGAGAGGGGCAAUGGCUAAGAAGUCAUCUACCCAACUGGGAACCUUUCCGAGAACACAAACAGGUAAACGCUUCCUGUCCCAUCCACAUACACACCAGCGCACAGUCACGCUCUCCCUAAUAGACACACGCCCUCCCUAACACACGCAUGCCCUCCCAGGCUUCUAGCCUCAAAGACACCCCACGAGCGCACACCCACAUGGGGAGAGGCCUGGGCAGCAUGGCCGAGAUAAGAGCAAGGGAAGUGGCAGGAGGAAGAAGAGGUAGCCUACGGCAGAGGGCGUCUCUCUUACUGACGGUGACCAAGGGUCUAGCUUCUACCCAUGCAGAGUUUCUGGUCAUGAGUAAGAGGCUUGUCUGACUUUACCUCAAUCAGGAUUCCCAGAGCAACAUCGACUAUCUCGGCCUCAUUCAUGCAGUACACAGUCCUUGUCACAGGGAGUCUGAAAAAAAGACAUGCAAGGCACAGAUGACACAGACUCUCAAGUCUCAUAAGGGCAAAGACAACAGGAGAAGCAGGGCCUCUUCCCCCUGCCUUCCUACCACGCAGGAGGUACCAGCACCUCUGAGCUGAGGAGCUUUCUCUGACACGGACACAAUUUCCUCAGCCUUGCAGCCCAGUGACUGGCACAGGGCUUCAUGGAGGCAACACCGGGGUGCCUCCCACCCUCCACCAACUGCCCUACAAGGAUCUGGAAGUAGGGAAGGAUGGCCGCCUCUGAAACACACACGUGGAUGCAAGAGGAAGGGAACCUCGGGCUCAGGCUGUACUGAGAGGAACCUGAAAGCAGGACCAGACUUAGGGAAAGAUGGCAGCAGUCACAAGGGAAGGCUGUCAGUCAGGAAACCUUACAGGAGGAGGAGCCAGAGAGGGGAACACCGAGUGCUGGGGCCCCGCCCACUUCACAGUGCAGCCUGGAGACUCACCCCCACCCCCCUCCCCGCAAUUACCGUCAUUCAACUCACUCACUCCCCAGCUCCUUAGCUCUUGCUGGCCCUGCAGCUGCUGCUCAUCUGUCCAUCCCUAAAGGUCUGUCCACAGGGGCAGGCACCACUCAGAACAGACCCUUCCACUGAUCUUGCCCAUCUGAUGUUACCAUGUUUGUUGUAAAGGAAGAGACUGGCAUUCUGGACAACUGGCAUCAGAGAUUGGCUGACAUGGAGAACCCACUCUGUGUGUGCUGAAGGCAGGGCACUCACCAGUGCAGAGGCAGAAGUGGGAGACUGUCCUCAGGGUUAACCCGCUUUGCCUCCCACCCACAGCCCCUCCACCUUCUAAAAGCUCAAGAGAUGAUCAGACUGAAACACCCGCCCACCUUGCUGUUCUGCCUAGGCUGGAAGACCUGGCCCAGGUCAUGGAGGCCCCUGCUCCACUUGCCAGAUUCGCAGGAGUCUUCUGACCAGAGGUGUCGCACCUUGCUGCUGCCACUGGCACUGCUGCCAUUCUCAUCCUCUUGGGGGCCUUCAUUGGUGCCACAUUCUUUGUAGCCACCUGGGCUGUCAGCCAUGAGGGAAGGACCCUCGUUUUAGUCUCGGAUUGUAAGGUUUCCAUCUCUGUACCCUCUCACGAAGAAGAGUCAGGGCCCAAGCUUAAUGACCUGUUUUUUAAUUCAGGAAGGUAAAUCUCGUUCUCUCGUCACACCCGGAAUUACAGGUCCAUUUGUCCUCAGUGGGAGUUGAUCUUUGAUUCCUACAAAGAACAAUAAAGUCCAGUGAAUUCCAGUA